AUGAAGGUACCGCUAUUUAUAUUUGCUUUAAUUAUAAGCUACGUUAUAGGAGACUCUAUCAAAUAUGCGGAAAAAAGGUUUCCUAAGAAAGUUAGACCUUACGGUAGCGGGAAGAUUCUGAUCAAUUCUAAGUAUGAAUCUAAGGCUAAAACUAAACCAAAAAGUGCCGUCAGCCUUCCGACGACGGCGGCGAAGACGUAUACAGUUUUCCAAAUUGUAUCCCACGGCAUGUCUAAGAUGGUCGAGGGAGUUCCUGACAGUCCGUACUUCCCAAUCGAUGAAGGAUUUAAUCAUAAAUCCAGAGUGAAGAAAAUCUUACCCGAUUACGCUUGGGCGGCGGGAAGAGUCAAAAGAGGCGCCGUCAAUGAAAAAAUUAAUACAACAACGACCGACAAUAAAACGGAAGCAGAACAAAAAACGACCCCUUUACCAAAAACAACCGUCAACCAAAGCCAAAAACAACCAGGUAAAGUAGAAUCUCCAUCGAUGAGAAGCCAACCAGAGAAAGCUGUAGGCGCUAAAGAAGUAAAAAAAGAAACCUCGAUCACUACUAAAGCUGGAAAGAAAACAGACACUAAAAAGCAAGCCGCACCGGUAAAUGGGGCUAAAACAAACAAAAACAACGAAUCCAAAACUACGGAUAAAUUAAAAACUACAGCCAAAAGUAAAAUAAAACCCACAAAUGACAAUCGUAAGACAAAAGCAAAACCGAAAGGUGUUAGGAAAGGUGUUAGUGGCAAAAACACAACAGGUAAAUCAAAGUCGACAAAUGCUAAAACUAAGCCUAAGGGGAAAGGCGCAAAACGUACAUCUAAACCGAAAGCAAAAAAAUUGGCUAACGCUAACAAACUUAAGGCGAACGGUACAGCGAAAGGAACUGGAUCUAAGAAUAAGAAAAAGGACAACAAACGUAAUGGUGGGAAGAGUCCACAGAGACGCAAGAGCCAAGGCAAAGGUAAAUCUAAGGCUAAGAAGAGCGCUAAAUCCAAAUCAAAUAACGCAACGCGCACUGCAGCGAAGAAACCAAAAGCUACGCGUCGGCUGAUCGCGGCGAGAGAGGCGGUCAUUGAAGACUAUCCCUAUGUGGUGUCCAUUCAGAAGGAUGACCAGCAUUGGUGCACCGGGGCACUGCUGAAUCCGCGCCUUGUGAUAACCACGGCCAAUUGUCUUUGGAAAGCCACCCGCGUGUCUCGCAUGGAAGUGAGAGCUGGUUCCCGCUACAUCGACCGAGGUGGUCAGAUGGCAGCCAUUCAAGAGGUGAUGAAACACCCGGGCUGGGGACUGCGAAAGAGUCCGGAUAACGACGUCGCACUUCUACUGUUGGAUAGGAAUAUAAAGUUUUCAGAUUCAGUGCACGGCAUAGAUCUGCCGAACAGGGUGAUGUUACCACCGUUUGAUGAUGCCUGGGUGACCAGUUGGGGUUCGGAGCGGCGUGACGGUAUCUACGACUCUGAAUCUUCAACGUUACAAGUCUACCACACGAGGCUGAUGAACCACGACAAAUGUAACAACGUCACCAUGAGGUUCAGCGUCAUCGUAUCCGAGAACUUCAUCUGUCUGGCGCAAAGCGGCCGGUCAGGUCCUUGCACUAGAGACACCGGGGCGCCAGCAGUAAGUGAUGGUAUUCUGUGGGGCCUUGCAUCUUGGGGUAUUAGGAAAUUGUGCGGAACAGAGCGAUUCCCAUCGAUGUUCUCAUACCUCGCAUCACAUUCGAACCUAGACUUCAUUGCAAAUGCGACACGAUUCCUGAUGGCGGACAAACGAUACUAUCCAUUCGUCGACAGGUUCCCGAAUCUAAACUGA
Spodoptera littoralis (African cotton leafworm) is the source of this 1803-nucleotide messenger RNA. NCBI's taxonomy places the organism in Eukaryota, Metazoa, Arthropoda, Insecta, Lepidoptera, Noctuidae. The record is from the annotation of a GenBank genome assembly.